Messenger RNA from Micromonas commoda, 1623 nucleotides. RefSeq lists its product with no specific name. NCBI's taxonomy places the organism in Eukaryota, Viridiplantae, Chlorophyta, Mamiellophyceae, Mamiellales, Mamiellaceae. Bases 1 to 1623 code for a protein of 540 amino acids. The transcript has a single exon. The record is from RefSeq and is a predicted model, not a curated record.
AUGGCCGAUGCCGGCGAGCACGCGCCGCUGAUACUUCGCCGCACGGCGAGGAUCUCGUCUAACCAUGGGUCCCCGUCGCGCGCGCGGAUCGUCCUCGGCGUCGUCCUCGCCGCGCUCCUCGUCGCCCUCGUCGCGUCCACCGCCCCCGCGUCGCUCCUCGUGGACGUCCUGUCCAACCUCCGCGUCGACCUCUUCGGGGCUGGCGCCCCGCCCACCGUCCGCGUCCUGGUCAACCCGAGGGACUGGCCGGAGCGCGACACCUUGGACGUCGUGAGCGACACGUGGCGACGGUACCACGAGGAGAGCGGCGCCGUCGUCGUCCCGUUGGAGCUCCCCGAUCCCGAUCGGUGGCCGAUGGGAGGAGGGUACGCCGAGCUCACCGCGAGAACAUCCGACUUGCUGCCCGGCACGCGCCUCGACUUUCUGGCGUUCGACGCGCCCGACCAUCCGGACCUUCCCCUGGCGGUCGCGAGGGGGAGGCAGAGGGUCGCGGCGUCCUCGCUCGGCCACCUCGGCGCGUGGCUCGACGCGCGCCGGGAAGACGGAGUCCCCGCGCUGGCGGUGGUGGACGCCGACGAUCCCGGCGAUCCGAAGCUACCGCCCAUCGCGAUGGCCCCGGCGGUGGCACGUCAGCUCCUGCGGGGGGGCUCCCCGGGGAUGAAAAGUCGGCACCCGGGGACGGUCCUUAGGGAUGGAAGGGUCCCCGGGGACGACCCCGGGGACGACCCUGGGUGGGACAAGGGGUGGGACGUCCUGUUUUUGGACAGGGGCACGGCGAGGUUCCGAUGGAAGUUUUACGUCGUCUCCGCUCGAUUCCUCGCGCGACUGCCUUUGCUCUUGCGUGACCACCCGUACGUCGCGACGACGGAGUGGCAGAAGGGUUUGUGCCGCGCGGGUACCCUGCGGUGCUUCGAUUACUUCGGGGAGAUUGGCGGGGCGUACGAGAUCGCGUCGCCGCCGCCGCCGACGGGGGAGGAUCGCGAAAACGGUCGAACGGUCAGACGGAGGUCCGAACACGCCAAAAGGAAGGACGAAACCGCGUCCCGCGUCCUGGGCUCGGGCGGGGACUGGCGCGACGUGGACAAGGCCGUGGCGUCGGUCGGCGCGCUGGACGGCGGCUCGAACGCGUCAACAGACGUCGUGCCAGUGCGUUUCUCCUCCAACGACAAGUCGUACGGGAAGGCUCGAAAGGUGGAGAAGACCAUCGCGUACCACGUGCAGGAUCUACCGGUUAACUCGUCGAAUCCCGGGGAUCUGGCGAUGACGCUGGCGCGGGGGAUGGCGCCCGCGCUGGACGAGCUCUCCGAGGACGCGUCCAAGACGGCGGACGACGUCGUCGAUUUCAUACUAAACGGCGUGCUUCCGAAGGAGGACGAUUGGGCGGCCAAGAACAGGGCACGCAUGGAGGAGGAGCUGCGGGAUGAGGAGGACGCUCGAGAGCGGGAGAUUCGGGAGCAGGAGGCGGCCAUGGAACGGCGGGCGAUGGAGGACCUCUGGUCCGACGGGCCCGCGAUGGAGGAGGCCGUCGAGCGGGUGCGCGAGGAAGAGGAGGAGACUGAGGAGGCGGAGGCACGCGAGAAAAAGGCGGAGGCUUCGAGUUGGCUCGCAGACGUCCUCGGGUGA